Umbelopsis ramanniana AG is the source of this 1380-nucleotide messenger RNA. RefSeq lists its product as uncharacterized. The transcript has 7 exons. NCBI's taxonomy places the organism in Eukaryota, Fungi, Mucoromycota, Umbelopsidomycetes, Umbelopsidales, Umbelopsidaceae. Gene Ontology annotation, molecular function: protein binding; serine-type endopeptidase activity. The record is from RefSeq and is a predicted model, not a curated record. Bases 264 to 1256 code for a protein of 330 amino acids.
UUGUUUGUGUAUACCUUAUUCUAGCCAAGAUAUCAUCAAGGUCCAAUAUUGACUCAAGUAGCAAUAGCAGUUAAUAAUAUGAAUCCCUUUUGUGUUUUUUGUUCAUCCCAUGUCAUCUUUCCAUUGUGUCAAAUAUUACAUGUAUGUCGAAGCUAUUUUAGGGGAGUUCGUGAUUGUUCGUUCGUACCGUCAAGCCAGUAAAAUUGAAAAACGUCAAAAAUAAUCCUUGGUUCUCUCCGCUUGCUCCCAGACUUUUAGCAACCAUGCAAUCUGUGGGCCCUGCAGGCUUUUACAAUGCUCCCAUCAGCAAGGUCAUUGCUCUCAGUGUCGGCGCCACUAGUCUGCUGGCCUCGGUGUUGAACAUCAAGCCUUAUUUUCAUCUACAGCUGUCACCCCAUCUCACCACACAUCACCAGUUUUGGCGACUCUUUGUAUCCCACCUCGCAUUCGCUAACUCAAGUGAUCUGCUGUUCGGUGGCAUCAUGAUCUACCACAUGCGAGUCAUUGAGCGUCACUUUGGAACAGCGAAAUAUGCGGCGUUCAUUGCCAUCGCAUGGCUGGUUUCCACAUUAUUAGAAGUCGGUGCUCUAGUGAUGCUUUCCAAACUGGGUCUACGAAGCAUACCCGCUGGACCAUUGGCAAUUCUGUUUGCUAUGUUGUACCAGUACCAUCGCAUCAUCCCGGUCACUUACAAAUUCAAAAUUUUUGGAGCAACACUAAGCGACAAGACGUACAUCUAUGUCAUUGCAGCGCAUAUGAUGCUCUCCCAGUCUAUUGCUACCAUUGCCCCGGCCGCGUGUGGUCUGUUUGCUGGAGCAUUGUAUAGAUCGGAUAUCAUGGGCAUAAAGAGGUGGCGUUUUCCCAAGAUCGUGAACAACUUUGCCUCUCGAAUUCUUUUACCCGUCGUAGCUUCAGCUCCUGCUGCGCGAUCCACGGCCACCACUCCUGAACAAAGAGCACAAUCAACUGGUCUGCCAAUGGAAGCCAUGAUGGCGACAGGUAUCCGUAAUCGUCGACAGGCUGGGCGUGGAGGACAACCCCGAGGCGGUGUUGAUGGUACUAUGAGAGAAUACAUCGGAACGCUCGCAGGACGAGCCCCAGAAGCAGGCACAUCAGCAAGGCCUCCAUCAGAAGAACACAUUGCGAUCUUAAUGACCAUGUUUCCUGGGCAAACUCGUGAAACUGUCAUCCAUGCUUUGGCCACUGCUCAUAACGAUUUGAAUCGAGCUGUCGAAAUUAUGCUUAGUAGCCCAUAAAGAACUCUCUAGUUCCCACUCCACCUCACCUUGCCUCAAACUGUAUUUUACUCCCGCACCCGACCUUAGUAACAUAACCUAGAAUAUCCCGCAUUACAUGCUAUCAUCAUGAUGGAAAAAGAAA